Messenger RNA from Psylliodes chrysocephalus, 1505 nucleotides. NCBI's taxonomy places the organism in Eukaryota, Metazoa, Arthropoda, Insecta, Coleoptera, Chrysomelidae. The record is from the annotation of a GenBank genome assembly.
CCUAGGCCAGAGGCCAAAUAACAGAAAAAGAUUGAUAAAUGUCAAUUGUCAUCCGGUGAAAGAAAAAGCAAGAAAAUUAAAUUCCAAAAUAUUGUAAAAAUAUUUUUUUAAAAAGUUAUGUCUAAAUCCGGAAAUUCGGGUACAUUUGAACCACAGCAAUAUGAGGGACAGGCACAGAUAGCUCAAAAAACAUGGGAAUUGACUAAUUCUGUUGAAGUAGUAAGUUCGGUUGAUGAAAUAUAUCGAUAUGACAAGAAACAACAACAGGACAUACUGGCAGCAAAACCUUGGGAAAAAGACCCGCAUUUUUUCAAAGACAUCAAAAUCUCCGCCCUAGCUUUAUUAAAAAUGGUCAUGCACGCAAGAUCUGGAGGCACCCUCGAAGUAAUGGGAUUAAUUUUGGGCAAAGUUGAUGGUAAUACAAUGUUUGUAAUGGAUUCUUUCGCAUUGCCUGUGGAAGGUACUGAAACACGUGUCAAUGCCCAAGCGCAGGCUUAUGAAUACAUGAGUUCUUACAUUGAAGCAGCAAAACUGGUUGGUCGACAAGAAAACGCCAUUGGUUGGUACCACAGCCAUCCAGGUUAUGGUUGUUGGUUAUCUGGAAUAGAUGUAAGCACACAAAUGUUGAAUCAGAAUUUCCAAGAACCAUUUGUGGCUAUUGUGAUUGAUCCUGUUCGCACAAUUUCGGCCGGUAAAGUAUGCUUAGGUGCUUUCAGAACUUAUCCAAAGGGCUAUAAACCUGCAAACGAAGAACCUUCUGAAUACCAAACUAUACCUCUAAAUAAAAUUGAAGAUUUCGGCGUACAUUGUAAACAGUACUAUUCAUUAGAAGUGUCUUAUUUCAAAUCGGCUUUAGAUAGGAGACUUUUGGAUUCGCUUUGGAAUAAAUACUGGGUGAAUACUUUGAGUUCGUCCAGUUUAUUGACGAACGCCGAUUACACGACCGGACAAAUUUUCGAUUUGUCCGAAAAAUUAGAACAAUCCGAGGCUGCAAUAGGCCGUUGUGGUUGUAUUGUAGGAGGAGAGAAAAGAACGGAGGACAAAUUGCUAAAAGCGACAAAGGACAGUUGCAAAACGACCAUAGAAAUCAUACACGGACUGAUGGCGCAGAUGGUCAAAGAUAGGUUGUUCAAUAGCGUCACUCCGGCUAGCAGUGUCGCCUCGGAGCUACAAUAGUUUCAGGGAGACGGAAAGUCUUGGAGUAAGACGAAAUUGUCGAUUUCAUUGAAAAAUAUAUUACUAAUUUAAUAUUUUUGAUUUUGUUUAGUUAUAAGGUUGUCCUUCGUGUAAUUGUUUUAAGAAUUUUUACAAUUUAGGUUUUGUAUAAGAUUCAUUAAAAUGUAAAAAUUUGAUCGUUUAAUGAUUUUAUAAGAUAAUAAAUUAUAAAAUAUACAUUUUUUCUUCUAUCCAAAGCGUUAUAUCACAAUAUUAUUACUAGGUAAGCCACUGGAGUUGAGAUAGGUCACCGACUAAAAUUGGCAGUAUUAAUUUUUAGACAUCAGACA